Rotaria sp. Silwood1 is the source of this 750-nucleotide messenger RNA. The record is from the annotation of a GenBank genome assembly. NCBI's taxonomy places the organism in Eukaryota, Metazoa, Rotifera, Eurotatoria, Philodinida, Philodinidae.
AUGGUCAAAAUGAAAGAAAAAAAAUGUCUUUGUCCACCGAAUUAUUUCGGUGCUCGAUGUCAAUGGCAAAGUCAACGUAUUAGUUUGACUGUUCAAUUAAAAUGGCAAAGUAUUGCAUCUACUACUGUUAUUUUUCAAGUAAUAAUCAUGCUAAUAGAUGAACAUGGACGAAUCACACUUAAUCAUGAGCAAAUUACAUAUAUGCCUACUCAUGAUUGUUCUACAAAGUUUAAUGUCUAUCUACUCUAUCCCGAUAGACCAAAAUCUUUAUCAAACAAUUAUUCAAUUCGUAUUGAUCUCUAUGAAAAAACAAAACUAAAUUAUUGGGCAAGAUACUCCGGUACUUAUUGUAAUAUUACACAUAAAUGUAAUUGUGCAAAUGAUUCAUUUUGUCUUGAUUCACCAAUCUGUAUCUGCUCAUUACAUAAAUUUGGUCGAUAUUGUCAUUUAACACAUUCAAUUUGUCAAUCAUCAAACAAUCCAUGUCAACACAAUGAAGUUUGUGUACCAACUGAUGAUUGUAUUAGUCUAAAAGCAUUUACCUGUUUCUGCCCAGAAGAUUAUUCAGGUCAAUUAUGUCAAAAUAAAAAUAAUCGAAUUGAUGUACGUUUAGACGAAACAAUAAUAUCCAUAACUUCACUAUUACUUUUACAUUUCAUUACUAUAUUUGAAGAUGCUGAAUAUGAACGAAUAACUAUAUUAAAAAGAGUUCCUUUUAAUCAAAAUAUUUUAACAAUUAUUGUAAGAUAA